AUGACAGGUACCCCCUCACAUCUGACGCAUUUCGGUGGUUACCGUAAUCAUAGAUACUGUGCGUGGUACCUGUUAAGUCACAAUUUGGGGAUUUAUAUUACCAUAACCUCUGCACCAAUUUCUGGGCUGCCUACAUACUCUAUUGUUUCACAUCUUGAUGAUCUAAUGAUUGGAAGAUACAACAGCGAUAUUCGCCAAGUUGAGUCUUUGUAUAUACCAACUAAUGAAAGCUUAUUGGAUGAGCUGACUAAGAUUUCUCAGAACUUUGAGGAAGCCCAUAAAGCUCUUACAGAGUUUCUUCUGAAAUUGUUAAACGAUAGAAUUGACUCUUGGGCAAUUUACAUUCACCAAAUAAAGUUUGCCUGUAAACUGUAUGACGAUGGCUUUAUUGGCGGAUUUGAAAAACAUGCUCUUAAUGGAGAGGAGUAUGUGGUCUUUGAUAAAGAGAGAUCGAUGUAUAUACCAACAACACCUAUUGCUAAGAUCAUAACAGAUAUAUGGAACAGUAAAAUAAAAAAUGAGUCAAAUUUAAAAUCUUUAAUAGAGAAUGACUGCAUAGGGUGGUUGAAUAAAAUCAAAUUAUUGGUAAAGAAUGAGCUGGAGAAAAAAGUUCCCCCAAAAGUGAAGGUUUCUUAUCUCCAGUCAGACAAGAUCACCAAGCUUCAUUGCUUUGUGUAUGGGUUUUACCCUCAAGCUGUGGAUGUAAAAUGGAUGAGGAAUGAUACUGACGAUGUCUACUCAGAAGAAGCUAAGCAGGUCUUCCCCAACCCUGAUGGGACCUUUCAAAUUAGAGUCACUGUGGAGAUAACAACACCCAUGUAUGGGGAGAGCUUUUCCUGUCAUGUGGAUCACAGCAGCCUGAACAAUACGAUGAUAAUUUUUUGGGAACCCAAGAGGAACAACUCAACAAUCUACAUUGUGAUUGGAUUUGUUCUUGUUACACUAGUCUUCGCUGUUGUUGGAAUUAUAAUAAAGAAGAAGGUUUCAUUAAGUCACAACCUGAGGAUUUACAUUACCGCAACCUCUGCACCAAUUUCUGGGCUGCCUACAUAA
Bombina bombina (fire-bellied toad) is the source of this 1053-nucleotide messenger RNA. RefSeq names its product major histocompatibility complex class I-related gene protein-like. The record is from RefSeq and is a predicted model, not a curated record. Lineage: Eukaryota; Metazoa; Chordata; Amphibia; Anura; Bombinatoridae. The transcript has 6 exons. Gene Ontology annotation, cellular component: external side of plasma membrane. Bases 1 to 1053 code for a protein of 350 amino acids. Gene Ontology annotation, biological process: immune response.